UGGAAAGUAAGCACGCUGGCCGAGAAAUCUGAGUUGCCAUAUUGUAUCUUUACACACGAGGGAAAACAUCAGUAUCACGUGGCGAACAUUCGUUUGAAAUUUCGCAGAAAGUCGUUCAUUCGGUGCAACAGGAAUCCUCUCAAUAAGCAUUCAGUCGAAGUACACUAUCGAUCGUGAACCAGUUGCAACAUCUGAACUGUUAACGACAUCGUACACGGAAACUUCCGGUAACGGCAGCUACAGUGGACUUGCAGUAUGAUGUACUCUACGAAUGUGCAGCUAGUAAAGUGGACGUUCCCGGCGGUGGCCUUGAUCUUCGGUCUUUUUUGGUACAAACGUCGUCGAAUACACAGAGCUGACCCAGGUGGAAUCGUGGAAUCAAAUUCCCAGGACAGAAUGAUGACGAGCUACUUGAGGGAGGUCAACUCGAAUUUUUAUGAUAACUCCACCAACGAGGAGACAAAUCAAUCCUUCUCGACGAGCAGCUGUACGCAACAGGAAGAGCCGGCUCGCGUCCCAAGGAAGGUCAGCGAGAAUAUGGACAUCCCAACCAGGAAGUCAGUACCGCAGUCCUGCGACAGCAGCUGUACGGAAGUUAAACCGACGACGGAUAUACAGCUAGGCAGCAAUCCGAGCACGAGUUACUUAGAGACGAUUGUCAUGGGACGGAAUACGCCUUCCUCCUUCAACAUCGAGCUCGGUAACAAUAUCACGAGGGUAUUCGAGGACGUCACCGAAGAGGAGCGAUGCAGCAGCGCGCAUCAAAACGAGACGGGGUCAUCUGAGCGGAAGGACACCGAAUUCAACUGCAACAUGGGCAAACAAUUAACCGAGGAACAUCCCGAAGACGCCAUCGGGGCGGCCGUGGGACAAACGGCCUACGAAAGGGACUCUGCGAAUCACAGUCCGAUUUCUGGAGUCCUGGAAGGCAGUAUCAUAGAUGAAGCUAGGAGCGAGGAAGGGAGUACAGACAGCGGAAAAGGUGGAAGCAUUAACGGAUAUAGGAAAACCAACGUUGAACAGACUACUUACUACUUUGCUAUACCGCAACAACUGGUGGGCAGGUUGAUCGGACGUCACGGUAGCUUUUUGCAUAAUAUCCGUACAAAGGCGGAAAUUCAGAUAUACGUGAAUGAUCACCCGGACGCUAGCGAUCAGAAGAUCUGCUCGAUAGAAGGCAACGCAGAUGGUAUUGCUAUCGCCCUCGACAUGAUAAGAAAGAAAUUUCCAGAGAAGAAGUUCCCGGAGGUGACACUAAUCGAGAUCUCGACGUCUGAAGUGAUGCCCGUGGAGACGUCAUGGGUACCACACUGGUCGCAAUUGUUCUUGAUCGAAGGCGUCAAUAAUGAUAUCGUCGUAACGCACAUCGUCAAGCCACAUUGGCUCUUUAUUCAGGUCCCGACACAUCCGACGUUCCCUUUCUUGAGACUUUUAGACGCGGAGAUGACGUAUGCAUAUAACAACAUGGAAUCGUCAGUGCCGAAUGUGCUGACAAGAGGCAUGAUUUACGUCGCAUAUUGGCAAAACAUGUGGGCCAGAGUAUGUAUGGAGAAACCAGAUCUAUUGGGAGAGAGGCAUAAAAUGCGACUGCUCGAUCACGGCGGUUACUAUGAAUUUAGUAGUUCACAAAUAAGAGAUAUCAUGCCAGAAUACCUGAACCUGCCCUUCCAAGCGAUCGAAAUUUUUUUAGCGCAUAUUCAGCCGAAGAAUGGUGUUUGGCUGGAUGGUGCUUAUGAGGUGAUAGCUCAAAUUUGUUGUGGGGCUGUUGGUCAAGCCCAGGUUGAAGGUUAUGUUGAUUCGAAUGUUUAUACGAAUAUUUAUUAUAAUUUCCCGAAAUAUGGGGUACUUUCCCUCGCUGACGAAUUAGUGGCACGCGGAUUUGCGGAACGCGCAAAACCGGAAGAUAUAAUUCCAGAAACAUCACUCGAAUUGUUCGAAGAACCCGCUCAUUUGUAAGAAUUGUAGAAAAAGUCUAUCAUUCUUGUUUCCUAUCGAAUCAUCAUGCAUCAUAAUUGCGUGGUUCUUAGACAAUAUCGACUGAAGUCGAGAGAUAGGUAGUCGCCAUCAUAAUGUAUCAAACAUGUUAAAACUAAUUAUUUUGUCCUUUGAAUUUGUCGAUCGCUUGCUCUCUCAUAGUUUUUUUUAUCGAGAUUGCCGUGAAUACUUCACAUUCGCAUUUCUCAAUAACCUGGAGAGUACUUAUACAUUCAUAGCGAAGUAUAAAACCCAUAAGAUUGUAGUAUAGAAUAACAAUUUUCGGUAACAGUUUUAAAUUAAAAAGAAAAACAUUUAUAUUUCAUUAUAUAUGUAAAAUUUAUAGUAAAAUCUUGGUCGCACGUCUAAUACUUCCUUAAAUACUGCUCAAUGAGAAAGAGAGAAAAAGAACAAAUUCUGUAAGCUUAAACUCGUCGAUUCAAGCGAGUUCUGACAAGUACAAAGGAUUUAGUUUAGUCCGCUAAUGUAAGGACUUUAUUUUACAACAAUCCCUUUUGUAUUAUAUCGCUCGCAAUGUUCCCCCCAUUUUUACCAGGAAAACUUGAAUGUUUUCGUAUUGCUAAUGUGAUUCGCAAGGACAAAUCUUUCAGAUAGCUUUCGAUGAACAUUCAGGAAACUGUAUUCGUUGCCCCUUCAGGUGAAUAUCUCGAGACUGUUGUAAAAAUAAUGCAGCCAUCUUUAACUCUCUUGAAUCCUCAUAAUACUUUUGUACAUAGUGUAUGUUUAUUCUUUUUCAAUUAUAAAAUAUUUAUAUUUAGAGAAAGAUAGUGAAGAAUAAUUUAGAGAUUUACUGAUAUGCCGACCGUAAUUCAGGAUGGGAUAUAUACUGAAUUUGCGUUUUACAAGACGUUUACUAUUAAAAUUAAGUCGUUGCACACACGAGUAACACGGACGAAUCGGGAAAUUCGUACAAUUCAAUAAGAUGAUUUUAUUAAAUGUCAAUAACGUUUCUGAUCAGAGAAGAUCGCGGGACUCAUAUUGUGUUAAACACCAUCAAUUUAGAUCGUAUACUGCAUUCAUUUUUGGUUGUAUUAAACGCGUUACUGUAAGAAUUAUUGUUAUGCGUCGCGUUCCGAUUAUUAUCCCGCGUUAUCUUUUCCUUGUUAUUUCAACAUUGGCAAUUCACUUAAGUAAUUUACCCUUCAAAUAUCACAUUUUGAUAACAUGUACAUUGUAAAAAAAAGAAUUAAUUAUCUCGAAUAAUUAUCUCAAAUAUCGCUAAUUUAUGCUUAUUAAUUAUUCUCAUAUAACAUGCAUUCAUCUUAUGAGGUAAUAUCUUUCGUGGCGUUUCGAAAAUAAACUUUUGGAUUAUUCCAAAGAAGCUCAAUGUAACAUUGUUUAUAUUUCAUUAUUUACUUGAGUAUUAAUUACGAUUUCAUCGCAUGAGGGUUUCUUUCAUACAUAAAAUUGAUUAGCAGUAAAAAUCAGUAUAAACUGGACAAAACAAGUGAUUUCUAAUUUAAAUACUGCGCUCAACAGCAAAUUGGUCUGAGAGCUAUUGUUAAUAUUUACUAUUGUUGAUAUGUAAACAUAUAAUAGAAAUAUUUUUCUAGGAAUAUAUAAUAUAUAUAUAUAUAUAUAUACAUAUAUAUAUAUAUUUGGAGUCAUACAGCUAUUGUAAAAUCACCCACGAUAUAUAUUAGAGCUGUCUGAUUAAGCAUUCGCAAUCAUCUCGCUUUGCGUCGUAUUUUCUUUGAUAGUUUUCUUUCAGAAGCUAGAAGAGUGAGGAGAACAAAGUGAGAGAAACAAAACAAGAUUGUCGCGAGCGACUGGCUCAUUUAGACAGCUCUAAUGUGUAUAAAAUAAUGCUUCUUUGCGCGUUGCGAUUAACUAAAGAUUUAUAAUUCAUUAUGAUUCUUCAAUUAGUACGACGAUAUAGCAACAAUAUAGCGCAACGAACGUCGUUAUAUAGUAACUAUUAGCGAUGAGAAAAUUAUACUCAUACUUUGUAUAUAUAAUAUAUAUGGGGCUGACUGCGGUCAUACACUGACUACUCAAACCUCAUACAAUACUUCAUUUAUUGUUAUUGCAUUUAAUUAAGUUCAUCUUGUAUAUACGUCAGUAUAAUACUCUUGGCGUUCAUCAUCAUUAGACUUGCACCAUUUCGCAGACCCUUGCGGCUUACCAUCACAAGGCAUAAUAAAGCAUAAUAAAAUUGAGUGCACACAACAUGACAAGACAGAAUUACGCUAAGAGUCACAUUAUUGUUUUAUGUUAUUAAGUAGAAACAAUAAAAGAACAGAUGUUUGUAAUGAAAUAAUAAUAAAUCGCUAUUGUAUACGAA
This is a messenger RNA of Dinoponera quadriceps, 4279 nucleotides long. RefSeq names its product KH domain-containing protein akap-1 (gene spoon). The record is from RefSeq and is a predicted model, not a curated record. Gene Ontology annotation, molecular function: RNA binding. Lineage: Eukaryota; Metazoa; Arthropoda; Insecta; Hymenoptera; Formicidae. The transcript is spliced from 6 exons. Bases 256 to 1956 code for a protein of 566 amino acids.